UGUUCAUGGACUAGGCUACAUCAGACUACAACUCGAUAAGGACAUCUGCAUCGCGUUUGACACAGGCAGAUAUGGACGUUGUUUUGGCUUCAGUGGACCCAUAUACUGACAGCUGGAACAGUUCGUGGCAAAGAAACUGGACUGAUGACGAAGAGUAUUACGAUGACGACGACUACGAAGACCCGAUUGAGCUGAAGAAGUCCCUGAACAUCAUGUCACUCGUCGUCUACUCCCUGGCAUUUGUCUUGGGCGUGCUGGGCAAUGGCCUGGUGAUCUGGGUGACUGGAUUUAAAAUGAAGAAGACUGUCAACACCAUCUGGUUCCUGAACCUGGCCGUGGCCGACUUCUUAUUCACUGCAUUUCUUCCCCUGAGCGUGGCCUAUACAGCCAUGGAUUUCCACUGGCCCUUUGGCAGGUUCAUGUGCAAAGUCAACAGCACCCUGACCACGUUGAACAUGUUUGCCAGUGUCUACAUCCUCGUCGUGAUCAGUGUGGACCGCUGCAUUUCUGUGGUGAAGCCAAUCUGGGCACAGAACCACCGAAGCGUGCAAAGAGCGUCGGCAGUGAGCCUCGUCGUCUGGUUCCUGGCUCUGGUUCUUAGCUCACCCUACUUCGUGUUCCGGGACGUCGCUCCAAGAGAGAACAACAGCAAGGUCAUCAACUGCUUCAACAACUUCGCCUUCUCCGAUGACUUGGUCUCCCCUGAUAUUGUGGCACUGAGGUCGCUGCGCCACUGUGCCAUGAUUAUAACCCGGGUCAUACUUGGCUUCAUAGUGCCAUUUGCCAUCAUUGUUUCCUGCUACGCUGUCAUCAUUCAUCGCCUCAGGAUGAACCGCUCGAUGUCGGGACGCACUGGGCGACCCUUCAGGAUCAUUGCAGCUGUUGUCACUGCCUUUUUUCUAUGCUGGGCACCAUUUCACAUUAUGUCGAUCAUUGAGAUGGUUAAUCACAUGAGGUCAGAGGCAGAUUUCAGUCUAACUCUGCACCAUGUCACAAUGAUUGGCAUUCCAAUCACCACCAGCCUGGCCUUCCUCAACAGCUGUCUCAACCCCUUGCUGUAUGUCUUCAUGGGUCAGGAUUUCAAGGACAAGGUGCGCAAGUCCAUCCUGAAGGUAUUGGAGACGGCGUUCACAGAGGAAGUGUCUCGCACCAACACGUACACCAAUUCAAUGCUCACCAGCCGCAGCAAGGAGAAGUCAUUUUCUGAUGCAGAGGUGUGAGAAUGUUUUUCAGACACACAUUCUGUGUCACUUCUCAAGAACAACCACUUUGGGCCAACUACCACAAACACAGGCAGCAAACACAGUGCUGCAGUGUGAUGUGUGAUGUGUGCUUUGGUUAAAAAGCGUCAGCCAAAUGUAAUGUAAUGUAAUAUAAUGUGUGAGCUUGAGCUGUCAAUGACAUCGCAACUGUUCAUCUGUUCUGUACGUUGAGAUUAUGAACCCCCAUGCAAUUGCCUGAUAGGAAGAAGGAGUUGCAAAUGAUAUGGAAUGCUACUAUAGAUUCAUGAACCAUCUUUAUGCUAAGACAUUUGAUAUAUUGUAGGUGCAUCUCAAAUAUGUGUAUGCUUUCGAAUGAAUAUAUAAACGACACGCAGUUGCGUUCACAAUUAUUUUUUACUGUGUGUGAUCCUGUCAAGGCGUACAGGAAUUUUAAGAAACAGCAACCUGGGUAAUUGCACUGAACCUACAAACCUGGGACAGAAUAUUCCGCUUAAGGUAGGUUUUGGAGAGCUUCCAUGACUUACUCAGCAUACCUUCUAAUGUGGUUAACUCAGAAAACAUGUUUCCUUCACUAAAUCGCCCCUAGGUCACAGACUGUGCAACCACAAGGAGACAAUUGGCUAGUUAAUUGUGUUGAGAGAACAAAAAUUGAAUGCAGUAAAUCAAAGCUAUAUUUAGAUUGGAUCAUAUGGAAUGUGGACCUGAGUAUGCGAUUUCAUGCCAGCCUAUAGAGUUUGACAAGCUGCAGCAUGAAAAUGAACUCAGCUCCCAGUCAGUGUUGUUGACAAAUAGGCUACAUGAAAAGGGCUGAAACAGAGAAAAAAGUCUGUGAAGUGUAUAGUAUUGGGGAACAUUGUUUAAUUCAUUUUAUUGCUUUGACAACUACGAUCACACCUGUAUAUUUAUAUUUAAGUGAAGUAUACAAUUAAAGGCAUGCAAUUAUCCUUGCAUUUUUGCCAUUGGGCCAAAAACAUGUGAAUGGUUUAAGGGGCCCAAGACUCAAAUUGUACCAGAUGAUGAACUGACUAUAGGCCUACAUGCAUUACUGCGUUGCAGGUUAGUCAGUGUUGUCAAAUUGUAGUCUACAAAGGUAUAUGCUAUUCUCUAGCAUUGUAUAUAGAUGAAUGGGAGUCAUUUUUAGUGUAUCAGUUUUCCGUUUUUUUUUCAUUUUCAUUUAUGAAGUGAAGUGUUUUGUAUGUGUUUAUUUAUGGACAACUGUUUAUGUUUUUGACAUGGCACUACAUAAAUGAAGAUCAGUUAUUAAUUGCCAGGUACUGUUCCUCUUGUAUUAGAAAAUGUGCAGCUCUACAGUGGCCCACAGGGUGUCAGUAAACACAUUUCUAUGUGUCAACCAUUAAGUCAUGCAGCUAUAUGACCCUUAUGGUGCCACUCAAGCCAUCUCGAUUAUAGAUCUUGCUUUGAGACUGAAUGUUUUAUGUAAAAGAAUUUACAUGUAUAGAGAUGCAUUGUGAUUUUUAAGGGUUGUGCAUGACAUUCAUAGAUUCAUUGUCAUUUAUUAAACAUGCUGUAUUGAAGAUAAUAAAGACUAAC
Sardina pilchardus (European sardine) is the source of this 2774-nucleotide messenger RNA. RefSeq names its product formyl peptide receptor 1 (gene fpr1). The record is from RefSeq and is a predicted model, not a curated record. Gene Ontology annotation, biological process: complement receptor mediated signaling pathway; positive regulation of cytosolic calcium ion concentration; phospholipase C-activating G protein-coupled receptor signaling pathway. Gene Ontology annotation, molecular function: complement receptor activity; G protein-coupled receptor activity. NCBI's taxonomy places the organism in Eukaryota, Metazoa, Chordata, Actinopteri, Clupeiformes, Clupeidae. The coding region runs from base 72 to 1220 and encodes 382 amino acids. Gene Ontology annotation, cellular component: plasma membrane. The transcript has 2 exons.